AUGGCUACUACUACGGAAACUGCCUCCCCUAUUGGCAUUGCCAACCUUCCCAAUCAGCGACACAAGAUUGUUGCUAAGCGGGGUGCGGCCUUCACUAUUAUGGUUGCUGGAGAAUCAGGACUCGGAAAGACCACGUUUAUCAACACUCUUUUCUCGACCACUAUCAAGAACUAUGCCGAUCACAAGCGUCGCCAUCAGAAGCAAAUUGACCGGACUGUUGAAAUCGAAAUCACGAAGGCAGAGUUGGAGGAGAAGUUCUUCAAAGUUCGCUUGACCGUUAUUGAUACCCCCGGCUUCGGCGACUAUGUCAACAACCGUGAUUCCUGGCAACCAAUUAUCGAAUUCCUUGAUGAUCAGCACGAAUCGUACAUGCUGCAAGAGCAGCAACCCCGUCGUACAGACAAGAUCGACAUGCGUGUUCACGCCUGCUUGUACUUCAUCAGACCCACUGGCCAUACACUGAAGCCCCUCGAUAUCGAGGUCAUGAAGCGCUUGAGCUCUCGUGUCAACCUCAUCCCCGUCAUUGCAAAAGCCGACACUCUUAGCCCUACCGACCUGGCCCGAUACAAGCAGAGAGUCCAAGCUGUCAUUGAGGCCCAAGGCAUCAAGAUCUAUACCCCUCCCAUUGAAGAGGAUGACGAACAUGCCGCCACGCACGCACGCAGCCUGAUGGCUGCCAUGCCCUUCGCCGUGAUUGGAUCCGAGAAGGAUGUCAAGACUAACGACAACCGGGUGGUGAAGGGUCGUCAAUAUGCUUGGGGUGUUGCCGAAGUUGAGAACGAGGACCACUGUGACUUCAAGAAGUUGCGUUCGAUCCUGAUCCGCACCCACAUGCUGGAUCUUAUCCACACUACGGAAGAGCAGCACUACGAAGCAUACCGCGCGCAGCAGAUGGAGACAAGGAAGUUUGGCGAGGCCCGGCCGAGAAAGUUGGACAAUCCAAAGUUCAAGGAAGAGGAGGAAGCUCUGCGGAAGCGUUUCACCGAACAGGUCAAGGUCGAGGAGCAGCGUUUCCGCCAGUGGGAGCAGAAGCUCAUUGCCGAGAGAGAUCGCCUGAACAAGGAUUUGGAAGCCACCCAUGCUGCGAUCAAAUCGCUGGAAGUAGAAAUCGAGGCCUUGCAAGGUUCAACCACUCGGAGUCACGGACGCCGUUAG
This is a messenger RNA of Aspergillus clavatus NRRL 1, 1155 nucleotides long. It is a transcript of the gene aspC, whose product is annotated as septin CDC12. Gene Ontology annotation, biological process: cytoskeleton-dependent cytokinesis. The record is from RefSeq and is a predicted model, not a curated record. The coding region runs from base 1 to 1155 and encodes 384 amino acids. NCBI's taxonomy places the organism in Eukaryota, Fungi, Ascomycota, Eurotiomycetes, Eurotiales, Aspergillaceae. Gene Ontology annotation, cellular component: cell division site; microtubule cytoskeleton; septin complex. The transcript is spliced from 7 exons. Gene Ontology annotation, molecular function: molecular adaptor activity; GTPase activity; GTP binding.